AUGGAAAAGGACCAAAGGGACCGGGAGCUGGGAAAGGACCUGGUGGGGGAUCUCAAGUACCUGGGUCUAACCCUGGUGAGAAAGGAUCAGGAGGUAGUACUGGUAAAGGACCUCAAGGACCUGGGUCUAGUUCUGGAGGAAAAGGACCAAGCGAUAAUAAAGGAAAAGGACCCAAAGGACCGGGAUCAGUACCCGGAGGCAAUCAUGGUACAGGACCAAAUGGACCGGGAGCCGGGAAAGGACCUGGUGGUGGAUCACAAGGACCCGGGUCUAGUCCUGGUGGGAAAGGACCAGGUGGAAGUAGUACCGGUCCUGGGUCUACUUCUGAAGGAAAAGGACCGGGUGGAAGUAAUGGAAAAAGACCACAAGGUCCUGGGUCGGGACCUGGGAGCAAUGAAUCUGGCGGUAACGACGGAAAGGGAACUCAAGGUCCUGGGUCUAGUCCUGGAGGAAAAGGACCAGGCGGUGGAUCACAAGGAAAAGGAUCAGGUGGAAAUACAGGAACAGGGUCGG
Iphiclides podalirius (scarce swallowtail) is the source of this 513-nucleotide messenger RNA. The record is from the annotation of a GenBank genome assembly. Lineage: Eukaryota; Metazoa; Arthropoda; Insecta; Lepidoptera; Papilionidae.